AUGUCAUUCAUCUCGCAAACCGUUGCUGGGCUGAGUCAUCCCAGGCGCGAGGAAGAGCCCCGACAGCAUUGUUCACACCAACACGCCCAUAGAAACAUCCUCUCCAGAAAGAAUAGCUUACCCGAAUGGGAUCCCCCCGAAACUAGAGAUAGAAAGAACAGCCUCCCAGCUGACGCCAUAGAUACAAAGGCGUGUGAGGAGAAAGGCUUUUUGGCAGCCCUUGCAUGCUUAGAGGCUUAUGUGAUAGGACACGCACGAACCUAUAGAUGUGUUGUAAUCAAUGUUAAUAUAAGUGUGUUUGAUGUGAUUGAAAGAGAAAGUUCGAUAAAGGAAGCCGAGGAAGAUGUUAGUAAAGUGCCUUUAUUGUUUAUUCAAAAGAGCAAAGUGGAUUACCAGAGGAGCGAGUUCCUAGGAUGUGUCUCGUUCCCGCUAAAAGAUGUUAUUAAGAGUGACAUUUCUGGUACGUACUUCCUGCAGCAGACCUCAGGGCGUGGCCAGGCGAACGACGCAUGUCGGGUGAAUGAGGACCGCAAGAUGGCAACUGACAACACGGAAACUAGUACCAAUGAUGGCGCUAAAGAGAACACAGAAAAAGUCGUCGCUAACGGUCCAUCAAGUCAGGCGCAAGUCGCGGCCGCGUUACAACGGGAGGCGGAUGAGCAUCUCUUUCUCCGAUACUUGGAGCUGGACCCCCCGGAAGAUCCGGCAGCCCCGAGACGACCACAAAGGAAUGGCAGAACACCCUUUACGACUACCAGAAAGUUGGUCCGUGGUUCUGGCGGGGGUUUCGGCUUCACGGUGGUAUGGACGAGGCCUCCGAGAAUCGAGAGAGUUGCAGCAGGAGGGUCUGCGGAGAGAGCUGGUCUCAGAGCUGGCGACUACAUUGUCUUCGUCGGGAAUAAGAACGUUGUGACAGCGUCCGAGGAGGAGGUCCGAAACUUGGUCAAAUCGGCAGGUCAAACGCUCAACAUAGAAACAUUUAGGCGGGUGGCUCAGAACGGCGCAGGAGUGAGGCCUCGCUUGGCUCAAGUGACGAUACCGUCCGUGGCAGAGUCCACUCCACCUCCGCCCAGGUCGCCCCGUGCCGCCCUAACUUCUCCAGCAGCCGCCCGACCGCCCACAGCCUGUUCUUCUACUAGCCAAUCGCUUGACAGGCGCAAACUUCACUUGCCCCAAGUCACAUUCUCCAAGGAGCCACCAGGUCUGUCCAUCGACGGCAGAAAAAAGUCCCUAUUAGCUGUGAUAGCGAGAGAACAGCAUUAUGCAACAUGUCUACAAUUUGGCUUGGUCCGGUUUGUGACUCCUCUGGCCGAAAGAGCUGACCUGAUCGCACCUAGCGAUCAUCAACUCCUUUUCCAAAAUAUUGAAGAGAUCUUUCGGUUGUCCGAAGAAAUCCUGGACCAAGUGGUGCAAGAUGACGGAGAAAUCCAAACAUCGACAGUUGUCGCUGUGUAUUUACAAAAAACGCCUGUGUUCCUUAGCCUCUAUAAGAAGUAUUGUUUGGGAUUAAAAAGAGCUGAUUGUGUGCUGGUGAAGAAAUCAAAAGAUCCAAGCGGUGCGUUUUCCCGUUUCUGCACGAGUCCACCAAUCCCAAGGAGAAGGCCAGACAUUACCUCGCUAGUCCACAAACCGUUGGAGCAAUUUCGGGAACUACUAAGGCUGAUGAGAGCCGCAACCAUUGCCAACGGCUCCGGACCUUACGACCAGCUCGAGAAGAAACAGCUUCAAGUUAUUGUUGAACAAUUGCAGACUGGAUACCAGGAUGUGACAGCUGGCUCAGGACUAAUGGGCUUAGCUGGUGAUGGAAAACCUUUGUUGUCAGUAGCUGAUCUCGAGAGUAGACUCGUGUUCACUAGAUGUAAGCCUUUCGUACUAAGCACACCAGGAAGACAGUGGAUCUUUGGUGGCGAGCUGUCCAGAGUGGAAGGGAGAACUAUAAGACCUUAUUGGGCCUUGCUCUUUAGCGAUCUUCUUUUGUUUGCAACUGUCUCGAGGGACAGGGUUUUGUUUGUCACGGAGGAACCUGUGGCGUUGGCUACUGUUUCUGAAGCUCAGUUUAAUGUUAGGAAAAAAGCAACUGAAUUCCGUCUCAUCCUCGGUCGUGCUGGAGGAGAAAGUCCACUAGUGUCUUGUGCCCCAAAAACCCCGAGUAGAUCACGGCCUAUUGUGCUUCGCGCACCCUCGAUCGAUUUGAAAGCUGUAUGGCAGAGCUUGUUACAAAGGCAAAUAUACCGCGCUCAUACGAUGUCUGGUACUCCACUGGGCUCACCUCUCGACUCUCCAGAUCCUCAACUGACCUUCAGCCUCGCAACACUGGACUCCCAGCAACGACAGGUAUCAGCGUCAAGUAUACAAAGGCAUUCUAGCCUCGCUCUCCUUCCCGCAAGCUCUUAUCGGUCUCAUCUUAACAUGCUCGUGGAAGAACGACCUGAAAAAGAAGUUAGAGUUAGCUUUGACGUUAGACCAAGUUCGGAUUCACCCCAACCGCAACCCGUUCGAGGACCGCUCAGUACACUUUGGAAAACAGCUCCAACCCCAGAGACUCCAUCAGCUAACCUUUCCCCUGCUGAUUCCCAAACUUUUUCUUCACAUUUUGUAUCAUCCUCAAGUAUUGAGAGAAACGAGGACGCUCCUUCUCCCAGUGCCCUUCUCACGCCAGAUGGCGCUGAAGAUUAUUCAGAGCAGUCUGUCUGUAGAUGGGAAUCCUUUGAAGCCGAUUUGGCUCUCGCUGACUUAGAUGUCGAUCCUUCUUACAAGCAUGACGUUGAGGAGCGUAUAUUUCUGCCAGACGAUCCGCUGCUACCGCGAGUCGCUUUACCGGAACGACCAACGCCGCCGGCGUAUCUAGAACUUUGA
This is a messenger RNA of Leptosia nina, 2856 nucleotides long. The record is from the annotation of a GenBank genome assembly. NCBI's taxonomy places the organism in Eukaryota, Metazoa, Arthropoda, Insecta, Lepidoptera, Pieridae.